Olea europaea var. sylvestris is the source of this 1564-nucleotide messenger RNA. RefSeq names its product phytochrome-interacting ankyrin-repeat protein 2-like. The coding region runs from base 775 to 1287 and encodes 170 amino acids. The transcript has 3 exons. NCBI's taxonomy places the organism in Eukaryota, Viridiplantae, Streptophyta, Magnoliopsida, Lamiales, Oleaceae. The record is from RefSeq and is a predicted model, not a curated record. Gene Ontology annotation, molecular function: protein binding.
CGUUCGAUUUUUACAAUUUGCUCCCAGUCCUCUUCUGCGUGUUCUAGGGUCUCAUCAAUUCAUCCUCAUCUCUCGCUGCCCCCUCGUCUUCUUCGACCCUUUCACCGACGGAUUCAUCUGAUUUACAUACAUCGCAUAUAUGCAACCACCAAACAAAUCCAAUUUCUAACAGGAUUCAGAUAAAAUCCCUGCCGAAUUUUCUAUUAUUAUCAAGAUUUGGGCAUUAAUUAUGAUAAUCUUUGUUAAAUUUCGAUUCUCAUCAUUGUUGAAUGUGAAAACCAACAAGAUUUCUGGCAAUCUCCGAGUUUUUGGCCCUGGUUUGAAUCCGUUUGCUCCUUACAACUUGGCCAAUCAUUCCUCUCGCUAAUUUUGUUUAUAGUUUUUGUUUUUGAAAAUUAUGUAAACUGUUUGAGGAUAGGUCGGAGCUCUGAAAUUUCAGGUAUUUUUAAUUGGGUCUAAUCUAUUCAUAUAUUUUCUGGGUUUCUGUUGAGAUUUGAAGAUAAGACCAAAUUCACUGAUAAAUUGAAACUUGUGCCUUGAAUGUUUGUGUGUGUGUUGUUUUUUUCUUUUCAUCUCAUGUGAAAAAACUUCAUUACUAUAAAAACUUCUGCCUUGACCCUUUGAAUACAACGUUAAAGGUUAAGAAUUUGAGCGUUUUGGUCGACCAUCGAAGAUAAAUGUGAAUUUGUGAGUUGAGAUUUGUAAGAUUACUGGACUAGAAAUACUUUUGGGGGGACUGUUGUGUGAUAUAAAGAAGAAAAAGGAAUAUUUUCAAUGAUGCCAGGGUUUGAGAUCGGACUAAUCAGGAAGAGCAGGCAGUUGGGUAGGUUGGGAGGCGACAGGGAUGAUCGAGGUUGGACUCCGCUUCACAUUUUUGCUCGGAAAGGUGACCUCAAACAGGUGAAACGGCUUCUCGAUGAAGGAAUGGAUGUUAAUGUGGCUGCUUGGGGCCCAAAAUCGCAUGGUGUGACCCCCCUCCACCUUGCUGCUAAGGGGGGUCAUAUUAAAGUUAUGGAUGAAUUGCUAGAGCGUGGUGCUGACAUUGAUGCACGAACGAAGGGUUCAUGUGGCUGGACACCACUUCACAAUGCAGCUAAAGAAAGAAAUAAGAAAGCAAUUAAGUUCCUGGUUGGUAACGGGGCAUUUUUGCCUGAUGACAUCAACGACACAAGGUUCAAUCCACCUCUUCAUUAUUGUCCCGGUCUUGAAUGGGCUUAUGAAGAGUUGAAGCGCCUCCAGUUGGAUAACUCUUCAUCUAGUGAAGCAUCCUACAGCUCGGAAAACUGAUGGUUUACUCUUUAAGUUGUUGCUUCUUUGCAUGCUGUCUUGGAACUGAAGCAGACUCAAUUUUACAUGCUCUUCUUAAAUCUUGGUGCUGUAUAUGGUUUAGUUUGCAAUGGAAUAAAUGUAAGAUUAGAAUGUUUGAAGGUCAUGUUUCAUGUGUUUGCUUUAUCUGUCUCAGAUAUAUAAGUCAAAUCUUACUCAUAUGAGAUCAAACCUUUGAUUGGGUAUGUAUUGGUUUUGUGUCCUGUUUGGUUAAUGUGAUUGGUGUGUUUGUUAAUCC